Molecule: messenger RNA, 3286 nt
Organism: Nerophis ophidion (straightnose pipefish)
Lineage: Eukaryota; Metazoa; Chordata; Actinopteri; Syngnathiformes; Syngnathidae
Gene: tmtc4
Product: transmembrane O-mannosyltransferase targeting cadherins 4
Exons: 19
Coding region: 353-2578 (741 amino acids)
Biological process (GO): protein O-linked glycosylation via mannose; endoplasmic reticulum unfolded protein response
Cellular component (GO): endoplasmic reticulum
Molecular function (GO): protein binding; mannosyltransferase activity
Source: RefSeq, a predicted model, not a curated record
AAAUCAACACGUGACCCUGACGUACGCAGGAAGUAUUUCAAGCAAUAGCGUGGCCAUUUGUUUACAUCCGACCUCGGCCAGGAAUUAGCCUUUUGCCAUUAAAAGUGUCCAUUUCUUCAGAAUGCAAACAUCAUAAUAACAUUCCACGCAACGCCGACAUUGCGGUUUCAUGUGCACUGGCUGUGUUUACGGCUUCAACGGCAGCCCCGCUAUUGUGGCUGGACAUGCUAAUAGCGCCGUGCUAGCUCCUUACUGGCAAAGGAGAUAACCCGAAAAGGAUGUAACCUGGCACAAGCAACGCCAAGACAGGAACUUGGACGAUGUUAAAAAGCCAUACAGGUCCUGUUGCACCAUGGCAUUGUCUGAGCUUCACUGGGACCAGGAUGCCUCCCUCCCCAGGCUGGGUCCGGUCCAGGCUAAAGUGACCGUGGGCAUGGUGGCACUGCUGUGCUUCAUCAACAGCUACGACGGGGAGUUUGUGUUUGACGAUUCAGAAGCCAUCGUCAACAACAAGGAUUUGAGAGCAGCAACGCCAUGGAGCAACAUCUGGAGUAAUGAUUUCUGGGGAAGCAACCUGAGCAGCAACUCCAGUCAUAAAUCCUACAGACCUCUCACUGUCUUUACAUUUAGGUUGAACUACUUAUUAGGGGGCGGUCUGCACCCUGUUGGCUUCCACGUGCUGAACAUCCUCCUCCAUGCCGUCAUAUCCGUCCUCAUGGUGGACGUGUUCGCCCUGCUGUUAGGUGGAAUAGCUCAGGACGAGAGCAGUUGCGCCCUGAACCGUGCUCCCAAGACGUCCCUGCUGGCCGCGCUCCUCUUCGCCACGCACCCGGUCCAUACGGAAAGUGUGGCGGGCGUCGUCGGUCGAGCGGACCUGCUGUGUGCGCUCUUCUUCCAGCUUUCCUUCCUCACCUACUGCAAAGCCUUCAACACAGGUGUGGACAAAGCUGGCGGCUUCUCCAUGCGUUGGAUUGUGGUCAGCCUCUCUCUGUGUGCCGCCGCCAUGCUUUGUAAAGAGCAAGGCAUCACCGUCUUGGGUGUAAACGCAGCUUUUGACGUCCUGGUCAUCUGUAAUGUUGACGUGUAUGAACUGAGCCAGAGGCUACUCCUCAGGAAGACCCCACUUGAUGCACGCCACAUGCUGCGGAGCGGCCUGCUGUCGCGAUUGGCCCUGCUGGCUCUGGGAGGCCUCCUCAUGCUCUACGCCCGCUGGAGGAUCAUGGGAACUGGGCCGCCGGCGUUCACUGAAGUGGACAACCCCGCCUCGUUUGCGGAGAGCGUCUUUCUGAGAGUGGUCAACUAUAAUUACUACUACGCCCUGAAUGGCUGGCUGCUGCUGUGUCCCUGGUGGCUGUGCUUCGAUUGGUCCAUGGGCUGCGUGCCGCUCAUUAAGGCCGCCGACGAUUGGAGGAUGGUGUGGCCGCUGCUUCUCUGGUGCAUCUUGAUAGGCUUGGUAGCCCAAGCCUUGUCCUCACCCGACAGGCAGCGGAGGAGGACUCUGAGUUUGUCCCUGGUGCUGCUGGUGGUCCCCUUUCUGCCGGCCUGCAACAUCUUCUUCAGGGUGGGCUUUGUCAUUGCCGAGCGAGUGCUCUACCUGCCCUCCUCCGGCUACUGCCUUUUGCUGGCCAGCGCCCUGGGACACUGCUGCCACCGCUGGGCUAAUUGCAAGAAGCUGCUGUGCGUCUCCAUGCUGGCCUUGUUGUUCACUUUUGUAGCUCGCUGCGCUCUCCGCAGUCACCAGUGGCGAUCCGAGCAAAGCCUAUUCACCAGCGCACUGGCCAUCUGCCCCCUUAAUGCCAAGGUCCAUUACAACGUGGGGAAGAACCUGGCUGACAGAGGCAACGCCACAGCUGCCAUUAGCUUCUACAGAGAGGCCGUCAGGCUUCAUCCCACCUACGUGCACGCCAUGAACAACCUGGGCAACAUCCUGAAGGAGAGGAACGAGCUGACUGAGGCUGAACAGCUGCUGUACAAAGCCGUUUCCAUCCAACCGGAUUUUGCAGCAGCUUGGAUGAAUCUGGGCAUCGUGCAGAACAGCCUGAGCAAGUUUGAGCAAGCGGAGAAGAGCUACUGGAACGCCAUCCGCUUCCGGAAGAAGUACCCAGACUGCUACUACAACUUGGGACGCCUGUAUGCAGACCAGCAGAGACACGUGGACGCUCUGAACGCAUGGAAAAAUGCAACCGUGCUUAAGCCUGACCACAGCCUAGCGUGGAACAACAUGGUCAUCCUACUGGAUAACAUUGGUAACCUGGGUCAGGCGGAGCUGAUUGGCCGUGAGGCUCUGAGGCUCCUCCCAAACGACCACACCAUAAUGUUCUCUCUGGCCAACGUCCUGGGAAAGCUGGAGAAGUACAAGGAGUCAGAGGGCUUCUUCCUCCGCGCGCUCCGCAUCAACCCAAAUGCAGCUGGUUGCCAUGGAAAUUUAGCCGUGCUGUACCAUCGCUGGGGAAAGCUGGAGCUGGCGCAGAAGCACUACGAGCUGUCUCUCAAGUUGGACCCCCAAUCCCCGGGGACGCGGGACAACUACAACAUGCUGCGGCGCAAACUGGACCAGCGCAAACGCCACGCGCCCUGAGGGUUAACCCGCUGCCACCAUCAAACACUUUCCUCCACACUCCCUUCACUGACACCACACAAGGCCGCCGCACUGUUUGUAGCCGCCCUCGCGUCUGAGGUCUCGUAAUUACAUUUCACGUCUCGCUACGGCGCAGGUGUGAGCGGGACACCCGGUCGUUCACGCCGUCUUCAGUUUUUGUUGUUGCCCCGUUUGAAGACCAUGUGGAACUCGUCGGACUCCGCACGCUGUUGUCUCAGCUGGAACUAGAAAGAAUUCUUCUUGUCGGGUUUAUUUGGGCUGACCUUUCACCUCCGUGUCAAACAUGUUCCUCUUUUAUCGUCCUCAUGGCUACAAUGUGACGGAUGGAUUGACUUCCACCAGAAGAACGCAGUACUUACUUGAUGUUCUUUACACGGGACACAAUUUUAUGUGGAUCACCUUCAGUGUGUUAGUCAGUCAAAAUGUGUCUUGGUAACUGGAAGAGACAACAAUGUGUCUUUCUUCCAUUUUGAUGAAGGUUUUUUUCCUAUUUCAUUUCAAUAACAGUUUAAUUAUUUUUAACUACAGUAUCAAUUAAAUUAUUUCAUAUUUUUUUAUUUCUUAGCUAUGUAAAAACUGCAGAUUUUCACAAAACUAUUAAAAACAUUGGCAACUUCACCAAGGAAGAACCUGGAAAACACCUGGUGAAGAUUGGAAUAAACAUGCAAUUUGAUUAUUUUAUUUGAA